Molecule: messenger RNA, 678 nt
Organism: Salvia splendens (bonfire salvia)
Lineage: Eukaryota; Viridiplantae; Streptophyta; Magnoliopsida; Lamiales; Lamiaceae
Exons: 1
Coding region: 1-678 (225 amino acids)
Source: RefSeq, a predicted model, not a curated record
AUGGAACAGAACAACCAAAGGAUGGAGAAAGUUGAAUCAGACGUGCAAGGAAUGGCCACUCAUCUGAAGAAUAUUGGCAUACAGAUCAACCAGAUUUCCCAAACUGUGAGUGCUAAUACUCAACCGGGAAAGUUUCCAUCAAAUACUAUCAUCAAUCCCAAGGACUGCAAAGCUAUACAUCUGAGGAGUGGAACAAGCUAUGAGGGACCUCCAAUGGCAUCCGAAAAUGAGGAUAGAGUAGCAGAAAAGAAAGCUGAAGAGAAGGAAUUGGUCGAAGAAAAUGAGACUGUGCAUAUUUCUACUCCACCUAAGGAGAACACGGCUAUACAUUCACCUACACCACCUACAGCUCAUAGUCCAGCUGAAGUGAGGAUCCCUUAUCCUCAACGUGUUCAGAAGAAGAAGACAGAUGCUCAGUUUUCAAUGUUCUUAGACAUCUUUAGGAAGGUUAACUUGAAUAUCCCAUUGGUGGAGGCACUUCAAGAAAUGCAUACAUAUGCAAAGCUCCUAAAAGAUGUGCUCUCCAAGAAGAAGAGGUGGACUGACUAUGAGACGGUGAACAUAUCUGAAAACUGUAGUGCCAUAAUUCAGAAAAAGCUACCGGCCAAGCUUAAAGAUCCUGGCAGUUUCAACAUCUCAUGCGUCAUUGGAAAUGACAGACAUACAAAGGCACGUUGA